This is a messenger RNA of Ostrea edulis (European flat oyster), 3682 nucleotides long. RefSeq names its product tetraspanin-9-like. The transcript has 7 exons. The coding region runs from base 66 to 773 and encodes 235 amino acids. The record is from RefSeq and is a predicted model, not a curated record. NCBI's taxonomy places the organism in Eukaryota, Metazoa, Mollusca, Bivalvia, Ostreida, Ostreidae. Gene Ontology annotation, cellular component: membrane.
AUUUAUAGAUCGAUCCGGUAAGACGGCUCAUGUAAACACAACACCGUGUCGGCACACCUGAAAACAUGGGGUACAAAAGUAGCACAGGCGUACCUGUAAGGGAGAUAUGUUUUGGAAUUGCCAACUUUAUAUUCCUGUUGAUGGGACUGGUGGUGUUUGUAGUGGGUGUAUACUUGAAAGUUUCACGUUCAGUCUACACGGAACUCCUCGACAGCCGUGAAUUUGAGACCGGCACCGCCCUGUGUGUGUCAGCGGGAAUCAUUGUCAUGGUUGUAUCUCUCAUCGGGUUCUGGGGACUGUGGAUGAAAAGCCAGUUUGUUCUAGGUCUGUAUUUCUUCUCUGUGCUCAUCAUCUUUUGCCUUGAACUUGCUGCUGGCGUCAUAGCAUACAUCUACAGAAACAGGAUAGAAGAGAUUGUAGUGGAAGACUUAAAGACAGGUUUACAGGAUACCAAAAGAAGGGUGGCGUGGGAUACAGUUCAGGAAAAGUAUGAAUGCUGCGGAGUUCAUAACUACACAGACUGGAUGGGUGUGUAUGAUGUCAAUGUCCCCACCUCUAUUCCGGAUUCCUGUUGUGGUUAUCCGGACUGUGGCGAGUCUGGAUCAGCCGCUGCCUGGCGCAUUGGUUGUGUUGAAGAUGCCAAGGACUGGCUGGAAGAGAAUUACCUACUUCUGGGAUUAGUGUGCAUUGUGAUAGGAGCUAUUCAUGUAAGUCGCAUCCCAAAUCCAUGUAUACCUAAUAUAUGUAUGAAGAAUAUGCAUCCACACAGAUAAGGAUCGAUGUGUUUCAUUAUUAAAAUAAUGCUGGAGAUUUUCUAUUAUUAUUAUACAAAUGUACAAUUUUAAGCACUGCAUGAAGCAGUAUGUAUUAUCAGUAUAUAUUAGUAAUGCUUUAUACAGAAGAAUCUCUAUGGCUCAAACUUUGAUCUCUUGAAGUGAAUUUUUGGGCACGAUGUUUUCCCUUUUUAAAGAAGCAAAUUCAAUCUUGAUUUCUCAAAAAAAAAAUUUAUCCUUUCAAGUUGUUGAUCUUUUUAAGCAUGACAUGGGUCCUGUUAUCACCUGGUGUUUCAUUACAUCUUACUCUUGAAAACUCCAAGUAUCCAUUGUGUAUACAAGCUGUCAAUUUAAAGCUGGGGAAAUAAUCGUGGACCUAACUUACCAUGAUAUGAUUUAAAUGAAACGCAAGUGGAAGUGUGGACCACUAAUUGGAUGGUUAUAAGUGUGACACUUCACCGAUGAAACACAUACUCUGCCUAGUUACUGUUGGUAUUCAGAUUGGACAACAAAUUUAAUUAAGAUAAUUAAUUCUAGCACUGAAUAAGUUAAUUAUGAAACAUGGACCUUAAUUUCAAGACUAUAAUAUUGAGACAUGAAAAUAAGAUGAUAAUUUUUAGACUGAAAAUUAUUAAGAGAAGUGUGAAUUUUAGCUAUCAUAGAAUAUGAAUAAAAUAUGAAUCCAACCUGAUUUUUUAACACGUAUUGCAAGUAUCACUUUAAAACUUCUCUCACAAGAAUGUGAGUAACAACAUCAAACAAUCUUUUGAUGCAAGAUUUGAAAUAUAUUGGUCAUAUUGACGAUUUCGGGGUUUAUAACCAUUACUAUUUGAAAAUUUGAAUUCUUGGAUUUCUGAUAGAUUUUGGCAGUCCCAUGGACUUCAAGUUGUUGAGAGUUUCCUGUUGUAUAUGGAUAGCAUUGUAUCAGUAUUAUCAGUAGCUGUAAUAUAUAUAUCUAUAAUCAUUACUACAGUAAUUUGAUCCAAAGAGUCAGCCGGCGUGGAUCAUCAGAUCCAGGAGACGUGAAGCGUCAAGUUUGAUCUGAUCCGCGCCAGUCAACAAGAUGUGAUCCAACUUUCAGAUCAAGUUACUGUAGUAAUGAUUUUAUUAUAUAACCCCAUAUGCAUCUUUAAAUCCACAUUUAUAAAAUACUAAAUGUAAUCCAAAUAAUCAAAAGCACAGACAUUCAGUGAAAUUAUAUAUUGUGUAUGCAGUUUUGUUUGUGACGCGGUCAAAAAACGUUGCAUUGAUGUAUUGUGACGUCUGCAUUGUGACGUUAUCAGUUUCAAAGGAUACUGAUACGGAAUCAGAAAACCACAGUGUGGUGAUCCUGAGAACCGAAUCACACUCUGUGAAAUCAACAGUAUGAAACAUUGAUGGGUAUAUGAUAAAAGUGAAUAUCAGUACUAUUUAUACACAUUGACAAUAUUGUAUUGUUUUUGCAGGUUUUGCUUCUGUUGGUUACGGCAGUGCUUAUUGUACAUCUCAGGCGGAAUUGAUGAGAAAACUUCAUCGUUAAUUUGAAUUUGAAAACUGCUUCUGAUUAAAUGUACCCAGGCUAAAUGGUGAUGCACAAAUGAGAAUUAAAACUGACUAAUUAUAUUCAAGUAGUACUGUGCCUGUAUUUAGCGAUGACCAAGUUUGGAAUAACUAGAAGGGUUUACAUUGUACAUUACAGAUCAGUAAAACAUUUCAAAUCACAUGUUGGUUCCUGGCACGGAUUAUUUGUAGAAUGUGCAUGUAGUGCUAGAACAAGAAUCUCUGAUGUGCGCUGUGUGUUUUUAUUUUGUUGUUAUUGUUUUUUUUCUAAGAGAUCAUGGAUUGGUCUUCCUCCAUUAUCCAGUUUUGAUAUCAUGACAUUGUUAAAUGCACCUGAUGCACUAUAGGUAUGAUUUACAUUGUAACAUAUUUAUCUAUGGAAUCAAUUGUCCAUCGCAUACAAGUACAUACUCUUAGCUUGCCAUUGUACAUUGUAUUUUGAAAAGUUUAGCUAUUUAUAGUUUCUGAUUCCGAUUCUACACAAAAUUUUUGUAAUUUUAGGCCCCCACUAUGAAAUGGCCAAGGCAUGUUACUUUUUCUGUCGUUCUAUCAUAAUUAAAUUUUCACUCUUUAUUUCUGCUAUGGAUGCUGAACUGAAAUUCAGUAUAUAGACAUGUGUACAUUAUAAAAGUAUUAUUUGAUUUUUGACAGAGUUAUGUCCCUUGGACUUAAAUUUUUUUCCAAGAAAUCAGUUUCUGCUUAUUAUCUUCAGUCAAUGUAUAACAUGAACAUUUUGAAUUGAAAUUCAGGAUAUAUGAAAUAUACAUCAUGAAAAUAUGCAGGUCAAAUUAUGAAAUGAAUCCAGUGUCUGACAUCAUAUUUGGCAGAGUUAUGUCCCUUGGACUCAGAAAAUUUUAAACAUUUCCUUAUAUCAGUCACAUAUACAAUUUGAAUUGAAAUUUGAGAUUUAGGUACAUGAUGAGAAUGCACAAGUCCAGUUCUUACAUGGGUCUGGUCAGAUAAGUUUUGGCUAGGCCGGUGGGGACAUUUGUGUCGCUCGAUCUAUACAUAUAUAUUUACAUGUAUUGUUACUGUAACAGUAGUUUUAUUCUUGUCUCAUCAUCUCAUGUUAGUUAGGUAACAUUUGAAAUUGUUUGUUGUGAAUUAUGACAAUUGUUUACAACUGGUUGAAAUACUGAAUUAGGUAAACACUGGGUUUAUCACCAUUUUUCUACUAGUUUAAUGUAAUUAGUAUUUAAGAUAAUGAAUCGUGAUAAUCCUGUGAUGUAGUUUGCCAUUAUUUUAAAUUACAUACUGACAUACAUGUUUAAAAUAAAAAUCGACAUGCAUGACUGCGUGUAUACACUAUAUCUGUAUUUUAUAUGUAUAAUUAUAUUUUUUUAAUAAAGGCGACAUAUAUUCUUUGGUUA